Messenger RNA from Amphimedon queenslandica, 779 nucleotides. RefSeq names its product adhesion G-protein coupled receptor G2-like. The record is from RefSeq and is a predicted model, not a curated record. Gene Ontology annotation, molecular function: G protein-coupled receptor activity. Bases 110 to 742 code for a protein of 210 amino acids. Lineage: Eukaryota; Metazoa; Porifera; Demospongiae; Haplosclerida; Niphatidae. The transcript is spliced from 2 exons. Gene Ontology annotation, cellular component: membrane. Gene Ontology annotation, biological process: G protein-coupled receptor signaling pathway.
CUAUAGUAAUACUAAUGAUCAAGUUGGAUUUUGCUUUUUAGGACACUUAACAGUAUUUCUCACAACAUUUCUAGUUCCAGUGUUUCUCAUUCUCAUAUUUAAUUUGGUCAUGUACAUUCUUAUUCUUCGAGUUCUUAUUUUGCAUACUGUGAGGAAGAAACAGCGACAAGGAAAAUCAUCAAUGUCACCAUCAGAAGCAGUCAGAAUGUUACUGUCUUUCACUGGUAUAAUGUUCCUCCUUGGUUUGACAUGGAUCUUUGGUAUCUUCACUUUUAUUUCUGAGCCUGGAGUUUCCUAUACCCUUCAGUUCUUAUUUGCUUUCUUCAAUGCUUUCCAAGGAUUCUUUAUAUUCAUAUUCUUUGUUGUGCUGAGCAGUGAUGCAAGAGCAGCAUGGAAAUCCCUAUUGUGUCCAUGGUCUGUAGAAAGCAAACAGAAGACAUCAAAAUGCCAUCUUUCCUCUGAUAAAAAGACAAUGAUAGAUAAAAAAUCAGACUUGAGUGAUUUUUCUAAAAAUAGCAGUGAUUAUUCCUCUCUUCCUCCUUCUCUUCCUACUCCAUUUCUCCCUUCGCUGUCUGAAAAUGAAAAUCGAGUGGAUGCAACACCUAAAAGUAUUGGAGACAUAGAAUUCAAAGGAGCCCGCAUAACACGUAGAUCAACUCGCAAGCACACUCAUCACAUUGAGGAAGUUAAGUUGGAUUUCUUUGACAGUGAUACUGAUGACUACUUUGAGAAUGACUUUUAACUCAUAUCUACAGGAUUUAGCUACUAUUAUAUGUAAU